GAGUGUCAGGAAGAGGAAGAGCGCGGCCGGGAGCGCGGCGCAGAGCAGGGGCCCGACCGAGGCAAGCGGUGCGCGGGCCACCAUGGCCACGGACGAGCUGGCCAGCAAGCUGAGCCGGAGGCUGCAGAUGGAGGGCGAAGGCGGCGAGGCGACGGAGCAGCCGGGGCUCAACGGGGCGGCAGCGGCGGCGGCGGCCGAGGCUCCCGACGAGACUGCCCAAGCGUUGGGCAGCGCGGACGACGAGCUGAGCGCCAAGCUGCUGCGGCGGGCGGACCUCAACCAGGGCAUCGGCGAGCCGCAGUCGCCCAGCCGCCGCGUCUUCAACCCCUACACCGAGUUCAAAGAGUUCUCCAGGAAGCAGAUCAAAGAUAUGGAGAAGAUGUUCAAACAGUAUGACGCCGGCAGGGAUGGCUUCAUCGACCUGAUGGAGCUGAAACUCAUGAUGGAGAAACUGGGGGCCCCGCAGACGCACCUGGGCCUGAAAAGCAUGAUCCAGGAGGUGGAUGAGGACUUUGACAGCAAGCUCAGCUUCCGGGAGUUCCUUCUGAUCUUCCGCAAGGCCGCGGCAGGGGAGUUGCAGGAAGACAGUGGCUUGCACGUCCUGGCUCGCCUGUCCGAGAUCGAUGUCUCCACCGAGGGCGUUAAGGGUGCCAAGAACUUCUUCGAGGCCAAGGUCCAGGCCAUCAACGUGUCCAGCCGCUUUGAGGAGGAGAUCAAGGCUGAGCAAGAGGAAAGAAAGAAGCAGGCGGAGGAAGUGAAACAGCGAAAGGCGGCCUUCAAGGAACUGCAGUCUACCUUCAAGUAGUCAGAGCCAAGGCCAAGAGCUGGCCCCGCCCCGUGUGUGGUCGGUGGGGGUGGGGCGCGGGUGGGUGCAGGAGACCUGAGGGAGGCUAGCUCCCACGUCCUGGUCUCUGCGCUUGGACCACUACUAAAAAAACGCAAUCCACCUGUGGCCGGGUCUCAUUCAGGAGUCUCCUCAGUGGUUGGUCCAGGCCCUGCCCCCUCCCGCGGGCUCAUGCGGCUGUGAUGUCAGCCACCAGCAUCCUCUCUAGCCUUCCCGUCCCUGCGUGUCUUGUUCUCUGGCCACCCUGCUGCCUGCUCUAGCCCAACUCCAGCCCAUUCAUGCCCCUGCCUUCAGUACCAGCUACUUUCUCCGCCCAUCCACCUACCCUUAAUUCUAGGCCGCUCUGCCAUGAUCCAGCAGAGAGUGAGACCAUCCCGGGACUCUUCCUGUCAAAUUGGUCCCUAUCUCUGCUGGAAGUGUAGGGACUGCUAUGUUAGUGAGGAGAUCCAGGGACUUCUAUUUUAGUGAGGAGAUCCAAGGACUCCUAUUUUAGCAAGGAGAUCCAGGGACUCCUAUUUUAGCAAGGAGAUCCAGGCCCUAGCUCUCUAAACUGAUUUAAAUGGGGCCCAGCUAGGCAGGGUGAAGGCCACUGUGUGAAUCUACCUCACAGGCUAUACUCUGCCAGGCACGCCUUGGGGGCAUGAGUGAUAGGGUUCUGUGGUGAGGGACAGAAAUGUCACCCUCUGACACCCCACUCCCGCAGCAAGCUGAGAGUCCCAAGGGGCUGUGGAGAGAGGGGUGAGGUUCCUAUGGGUUGGCUUUUUCAGGGUGGCCCUCAGGACUCUGCCUUGAGUCCCUUGACUCCCCCAAGGAGUGCCUGACGUGUUUGUGUGCACUGGCAGUAGGAGGCGGGGCCGGCACCCCUUUCACACUAUUCUUCCUUGGGUUUGUUACCAGUGAUGGCACCAGCCUGCCGUGCCCACCCCGUAGAUCGCAUGGGGGACUCCCCAAGCCCAUCUCCAGACAGACCAUAGUGAAACCCGUGCCGUUCCCCCAUAGCUCCAUGUGCUUGCUCACGUGUGUGUGUGUGUGUGUGUGUGUGUGUGUGUGUGUGUAAUGUGCGUGUCCAUUGCUGUGUUGUGAAACUGUGACGUCACCCAGUCUAAGUGAACGGCCACCGGGGCCACCGUUAUGCAAAUGUUCGGUGUGUCACUGCUUGUGAAACUCGAUGACUCUUUAUUUUACUACAAUGCCUCGACAGUCCCCCCCACCCUCUGUGAGACUUGCAAAGGUUUUAUUUUUUCGGUCUUAGAACCUAUGAGAAUCCGAGGGACUCGGAGCCCAGCCCAGCCCAGCAGCCGUGGCCCUGGCUUUGGUUUGCCUUAGUGGAUAUGUUUAUACAGAUGAAUAUAAAUUCCCUUUUACUUUUGGCUGUUCGCAUUUUAUUUUUGGUUCCCCCCCCUCAGCACCUCCCCACCCCACCCAAAAGAAAAAAAGAAAAAAAAAGCUUACUCCUUCAUUCAGUGGUACGAUUAUUUUUUUUAACUAAAAUGAGAUAAAAUUCUA
Molecule: messenger RNA, 2350 nt
Organism: Apodemus sylvaticus (European woodmouse)
Lineage: Eukaryota; Metazoa; Chordata; Mammalia; Rodentia; Muridae
Gene: Efhd2
Product: EF-hand domain family member D2
Exons: 4
Coding region: 83-805 (240 amino acids)
Molecular function (GO): calcium ion binding
Source: RefSeq, a predicted model, not a curated record